AUGACUAUCAAUUCAAAAGAUGAUAAAAAAAUAAAGACCAUCACAAAUAUUGAGGUUAAAAAACCACCCAUUUUAAAAUCAAUUCAUAAUGAAAGAUUAAGAGUUUUUUUAAUUGGAUCAACAUCAGGAUAUUUGGGCGGUUUUCUAUUAUACAAUUUAAUAAAGUUAUUCAGUGUAGAAAAUGUUUAUUGUUUAAUAGAAGAUAGUAAAACUACAAGCGAGGCAAUGGAAGAGAUAAAAGACAAUCUUAAGCAUUACAAUUUAUAUUCAAGUAUAUUUGAAGAUAAUUUUAUAAAAAUAAUACCAGUAAUUGGUAAUUUAAAUAAAGAAAAUUUCAAUUUAUCCGUUUUGCAAUACAACCAUUUGUUGUAUUCAACCAAUAUGAUAUUAAAUUCAAAGCUUUAUGAUGAUUCGGUGGGUAAAGAUCAAAGUGAAAAUGACGAGCAAUCAAAUCAUCUUACCGAAAUGAUAAAAUUUUCAAAAAGUGGUGCUGUAAAAAGAAUUGUUUAUAUCUCCAACAUAUAUAGUAUUAAAGAUGGUAUCGAGGGUCAAUUAAAAAUGGCAUCAAAAAACGAAAUCCCAUGUCAAAUCAUCAGAAUAACAAACUACCUAUUGCCAACAAUCGAGCUCAAUAAUAACUGUUGUAGUGGAGGUAUUGUCAAAAGAGGCAUCAAUACUAACAAUGGUAGCACGGUUUUUUAUAAUGAUUUUGAAUUAUUAAUUGAAUUAUGCAAAAUUUUAAAUUACUAUCCCAGUGGUUGCAAAAAGAUCAAACUUUUGCAAUCACCAAUCAAUUGGGUUGUAAACAAUAUCAUCAACUUAAUAUUUAAUGACAAGUGUUGGUGCCAAACUAAUAAUUUAAAUUUAAAUAUUUUAAAUUUAAUUGCAGAGCAGACAGUAUCGCUAAAGGAUUACUUUAAGAUAAUGGAAACCGAAUACAAUAUCAAAAAGCUAAAUAUCAACGAGUGGAAAAUUAAAUUAAAUCAAUUACCAACAAUGACAUCAACAGUAGAUGGUUUAGUAAUUUCAGAUGAAAUUAAAAGCAAGUUUGAUAAUUUUGAUACCUUGUGUUUAUCAAUUAAUAAAUCUUUACCCAAUUGCAAAAAUCUAUUAAUCGAAAUGAACUCUUAUCACGGUUGGAAGGUACACAAUAAUUUAAUUAAACUGUACUUAAAUAAUAAAUUUAAAUAA
Dictyostelium purpureum is the source of this 1191-nucleotide messenger RNA. RefSeq lists its product as uncharacterized. The record is from RefSeq and is a predicted model, not a curated record. Lineage: Eukaryota; Evosea; Eumycetozoa; Dictyosteliales; Dictyosteliaceae. The transcript has a single exon. The coding region runs from base 1 to 1191 and encodes 396 amino acids.